Sphaeramia orbicularis (orbiculate cardinalfish) is the source of this 2214-nucleotide messenger RNA. RefSeq names its product glutathione S-transferase, C-terminal domain containing (gene gstcd). The record is from RefSeq and is a predicted model, not a curated record. The transcript has 12 exons. Gene Ontology annotation, cellular component: cytoplasm. NCBI's taxonomy places the organism in Eukaryota, Metazoa, Chordata, Actinopteri, Kurtiformes, Apogonidae. Bases 64 to 2010 code for a protein of 648 amino acids.
UAACGAGUAAACGUGAUAGACCGGUGUACAUGACCACAUUUCGAACAGUAGUUGUCAGUUAACAUGAAACCCUCGGACAUAGAGCAAAAGCAUCCCCGCCUCUAUUUAGAGGUGUGUUCCCACAGUGAAGAUCCAUGUCUUCCGCUGCACACCUCCAUUGCCCUGUUUCUCUUGUCUUACUGCGAGUGCAAGUCGUUUAAAGUAUUCCUGGUCUGCACCAAACCUGGCAGCCCCCAGACAUUUAAGAGUCAGCUGCCAGAGUCCCUGGAGGUGUGUGAUAUUGAGCUGGAGGCUCUGCCGCCACUGGUGAGGGGCUGCCGUCUGCCUGCUGUUCUGGAUGAGACAGGGACGCUGUGCAGGGCAGGACUGGCAGUGGUGCUGAGACACAUCAUCAACACUACUACUGAGGCUGACCCCGGUAGAAAUGAUGUGUCUGCUCUCCUCGGUUUCAAAAAGACCUGCCUGAAGGCCUGUGCAGAGGUGAGCAGAUGGACCAGACUGUGUGAAAUUGGCAUCCCCUCUGCUGUUGAAGAACUCCUCAAUAAUCCUACAGUUCAAUAUCUGCAGCUUCCUCUUGCCAUCCUCACCCUUGAGCAAAGGCUUGCAGAGCCUGUUAAAGUUCACAACGACGACAAAAUACGGAGACAGAAACUCAAGCAGCAGAAGCAAAAGGAAAGCAAUGAGUCCUCUGAAGGCCAAGGGAAAGCAGACGCUGAGUCCCAGCCCAGGCAGUCAGUUCAGGCCUGUGAUGGACUUGAACUCAGAGCUGCUCUUGCCAAGCUGUCUGUGGAUUCAGUUCCAUCUGCGGCCACCAGAGAGACCUCUGAGAUCAGGAAAGUGAAGACCACAGACUUGCCUCCUUUGGAGCAUGUGUUUGCAGAAGGACUGUACUUCACUCUGACUGAUGUGGUCCUUCUGCCCUGCAUCCAUCAGUACCUGGGUUCUAUCCAAGCUCAUGCUGUGGGCGUUCUGUACCGACUCCCCCACCUGCUGCGUUGGUACAGCCGUGUCCAAGAGGUACCUGGAGUACUCCGAGCGGCCAAGGCUUGUGGGAUAACAUUCUUCAUCCCUUCUUUAUCGAGUCCCCCUGGGCCUGCGAUAGAAGACAUUCCAGCCAGCCAACUGGAGCAUGAACACCAGGAGAUGACCACACAGCUGCCUUUUGUUGGGGGCCCAAGGCCCACAAUGACAAAACUCCAAGAAAAUGGCAUCGAGGCAGUCUUCGCUCCCCAUCCUUGCCCUGCCUGGACCCUCCCAUGGGAUCAUUUACCAGAGGCUAUCAACCCCACCGAAGGGAAAAUGUCAAAUAUCCGUGCAGUGAGGAAGAGGCAACAGCUGAAUAACUUGGUUGCCAUGGUAACGGAGCUAGCCAGGCCAGGAAACACCGUUGUGGAUUUCUGCAGUGGAACGGGGCAUGUAGGAAUUGUUCUGGCUCACGCUCUUCCAGAUUGCCAGGUCAUCCUCAUAGAAAACAAAGAGGAGUCCUUGGUCAGGGCCCAGGGUCGCAGUGCUGAACUCGGUCUGGAGAACAUCGGAUUUAUUCAAGCCAAUCUGGACUACUUCACUGGACAGUUUCACAUUGGGGUUGCCCUCCAUGCAUGCGGGAUUGCAACAGACAUGGUGAUGGAGCAUUGCAUCCAGGCAGGAGCCGCCUUUGUCAUCAGCCCUUGUUGCUACGGCUUCAUCCAAAACGCAAACAAGUUUUCCUUCCCCAGGAGCCCACGAUUCCAAGACACUCUGACUUACAAGGAACACAUGAUUCUUUGCCGUUUUGCAGACCAAACUGCCGUCCAGCUCCCUCCUGAAAGGCGGCUCAUAGGUAAACAGUGUAUGGGCCUUGUAGACUUGGAUCGAUCGUGGGCAGCAGAGGCUCAUGGGUACUCGGUGCAAGUGAUGACCAUGGAGCCUGAGAGCUGUUCACCCAAAAACAACAUGCUGAUGGGAAGGCCGGCGCAGAAAAGCGAACUGGAAGUCGGCGUUAGACAGGUGGAAGCACCGGGGCAUAAUUAGACCGGCAAGGACCAGUUUCCUACAGAACAUUUGUGGUUUGGGUCGGGGUUUGAUAAACUACUUGGCCUCCGUGGUUCAUGGCAGUGUCAUGAAAUUGCCGGGAUUUUAUUUUUAUACGUCUGCCCUCAGCAAUUUCUAUUCAUUUUUUACGAGACAUUUUGGAAGAAGUGACCUUGGUAAAUAAAAUAUAUUGUUGUUUCUGGA